AUUCGCUCUCCAGUUUCUGAUUUUCUGAUUCUGGAAAAUAACUCUUCUUGCACUAACCGUUUAAAUUCAAUAAUUCCAGACAAAAAUGUCUGGGAAAUUUUAGAAUUUCGAGACGAGGAUUUCGAAAACUUGCAAUUCUAGAGAGAGAAAACGAGGUGAGAGAAAGAGAGAGAGCGCGAAAGGUGAAAAAGCAGAGAAGUGGAAAGAAAUAGAGUGGCGGAAAUUUUUGAAACCAAUUGAAUCCAAGAGUUUGGAAGAUUAGGGUUUUCAGAUUUGAAUUCUAGAGAGAGAAAGACAGGGUUAGGGUUUUCGGACAAGCAAAAUGGCGGAGGUGAAACUGCAUAUAUACGACGUGACGAAUAGCGGAUCGGAGAAGACGAACAACACCAUUCUUCAGAUCAACAAGAUCUUCAAGGACGGUAUUGGCCUCGGCGGUAUUUUCCACAGCGCCGUACAGGUUUAUGGAGAGGAUGAAUGGUCGUUUGGGUUCUGUGAACAAGGAACCGGAGUUUUUAGCUGCCCAUCUGGAAAGAAUCCGAUGUACACGUAUCGUGAAUCUAUUGUCCUUGGUACGACAAACUGCACAAACUUGAAGGCAAAUCAGAUCUUGAGGGAGCUUAGCAGAGAGUGGCCUGGAAACUCAUAUGAUUUGUUAUCGAAAAACUGCAAUCACUUCUGUGAUGUGUUCUGUGAAAGGCUUGGUGUGCCAAAGCUACCAGGUUGGGUCAAUCGUUUUGCUCAUGCUGGUGAUACUGCCAUGGAAGUAGCAGGAAACACAGCAUUACGGUUUAGACAAGCCAAGACGGAGAUUGUGCAAGUGAGCAAAGUGGCAUAUCGAUUCCUUUUGGGUGUUACUAACAAUGUUGGGGCUUCUACUGAGCCCUCUGGAAAUUCGAACAGAGGCAGCGCUUCCCCUAGAUUCCAAGGAGCUUGGUUCAAGAACCUAAUUACUUCGGGUGCUAGACCUUCUAGUAGUUCAGCAAUUGAGAACCAGGAAGAGGAUGCUCUUCGGCAAAAUCAGCUAUCAGAUGCAUCGUCACCAUUGCGACAAAAUUCACAGUCGCGGCAUGACAUUUGAGGAUACAGUCCAUGAAACAUGCUUGUUAUGCAAACUAGCGGUAACCAUGCAACACGAUUGACUUUUGUUAUUCAUUUGUGUAUCAAUGUAAAAUUUUCAUUUGUUGUACAACUGAAAUCUGUUCAUGGAUGCUCCAAGAAAUUUAAAAUUUAGAUUGUUCUUACUAUUUUUUUGUUCGCAUCAUGAUUGCUUGAAUCUGAACCUGUUUGUAAGCCUCCCUAUGGCGAGUGGCCAAAGUCUUCUACGCAGUCGUUUUGGGUAUGCAAUGUUUUUUUUAUAACUUUGGUCUUGAUUUGUAAGGAUCACAUUUAUUCAUCCACAUAACCGUU
This is a messenger RNA of Morus notabilis, 1407 nucleotides long. Its product is annotated as deSI-like protein At4g17486. The coding region runs from base 323 to 1078 and encodes 251 amino acids. Gene Ontology annotation, molecular function: deubiquitinase activity. Gene Ontology annotation, biological process: protein deubiquitination. NCBI's taxonomy places the organism in Eukaryota, Viridiplantae, Streptophyta, Magnoliopsida, Rosales, Moraceae. The transcript is spliced from 4 exons. The record is from RefSeq and is a predicted model, not a curated record.